CUGUGUUUUUGUUGUGUGCUAUCUUACAAUCAUCAUGCAAACUAGUUAGUGUAAUCUAUUUUAGGUUGUUAUCCAUUUAGAAAGCCCAUACAUGAAAACCAAAACAUUGAUGUCCAACCCUACCUUUAAUCUCUGUGAACCUCCAGCACCACAGAACACAACUCAAGAAUGGACAUAAUUUGCAACUUUGAAAACAACACACAGAAUAAUGGCAGUGAGUUUGGCCAUGUCGUCCAUGUAAUUGGCUGGGUCGCCUUUUCCUUGAGCAUCCCAGUCAUCUUCCUGGCCAUCUAUCUACUCUACUGCCUGAUCUGUGCUGACCACAUUGCGCCCAUCUUCAUCAUCAAUCUGCUGAUCUCGGACCUCCUUCAGAUGUGUGUUUUACCAGUCAUGUUCCAGGGCUACUGUCAUAUUGUGGUGCUGCUUGUGUACUACUAUAGCCUGACAACAAGUGUGGGCUUCAUGGUGUGCAUCGCUCUGGAGAGGUACCUGGUGGUUGCCUUUCCCCUCUGGUACCGUUUCCAGCACAAUAUUAAGAAUUCCUUAAUUGUGUCCUCCAUCAUCUGGCUGUUCUCCUUCGUCAAGAUCAGCAUCCUAUCCUUCAUGCCGUAUGAGGCCAGGCUGAUCCUGAACUCUGUCCUGAACCUGAUCCCUCUCCCCCUGCUUAUCUUCUUCUUGGUUGGUACGCUGAGAGCUCUGUCCGGCUCCAUUUCUCUUACAGUCCUGGAGAAGAGACGCAUUAUUGGCACAUUGGCACUGGUUCUGGGGAUCUACUGUCUUCUCUUCCUCCCAAUAGUUAUACAGGACCUGUUGAUUGCUGUGCGGAGCCCUGUGAAGUCACAUCUGGGGCUAUUCCUGGUGCUGUUCAACCCCUUUCUGGAUCCCCUUCUCUAUGUGUUUAUGCAGAAGGGGGCCAAUGACAUACUGAGGGCCUGUCCCUGUCUGGAUAGGCUGCUGCCUGGAGGGCACAACCUUACCCAGACCCCCACGAGCGUGACUGAUAAUCCCACUUCACUGUGACUGGAACCUUGUGAGGAGGAGAUGAGAUAGAACAUAAAGGUUUGGUUGCAAGAACUGUGGUACUAAAAUCAACUAAAUAAAGUCAGUAGUACCAUGAUUAAUCUGUCUUUUUUAAUCAGUUGGCUCCAGACAUUUACAGACCAAACCAUUAAAAUAAAAAGUCAAUUUGGAGAACAUUUAAUGAUAAAAGAUAUGAACAUUUACAAAAUAAAUUG
This is a messenger RNA of Hypomesus transpacificus, 1235 nucleotides long. Its product is annotated as G-protein coupled receptor 4-like. The record is from RefSeq and is a predicted model, not a curated record. Lineage: Eukaryota; Metazoa; Chordata; Actinopteri; Osmeriformes; Osmeridae. The coding region runs from base 169 to 1020 and encodes 283 amino acids. The transcript has 2 exons. Gene Ontology annotation, molecular function: G protein-coupled receptor activity. Gene Ontology annotation, biological process: positive regulation of Rho protein signal transduction; phospholipase C-activating G protein-coupled receptor signaling pathway. Gene Ontology annotation, cellular component: membrane.